ACUUCAACCCAUCCUAGAAUUACAAACUUCUGUUCCCGUGAGACAGAAUAUAGGAAGGUCUCCUUGUCCACAGAAGACAACUAACAGAAACGCGGAAAUAGAGAUAUAGAAGAACUGAUGAUUUACAAAGCGGAUAAUGAAUUGUGUAAAAAUGGAUUAAACAUUAUAUGGGCAUUGAGUUUUUCAAUUCAGACAAACUAUGAUGAUCGGUAUCAAAGAUACGUAGUGUACGCCGCUAUCAAAAAACUCGAUUGGUGAUUUUGUCAUACACAAUAAGAGCAAGAACGGUGAAAGCAUAUAUGAACAGGCAAAAGCAAUAUUACUGGCACUUGCUGAGGACAAUGCACUUGACCAUGUCCUCGAACAAGGUUGGAGACCUGAAAAAUCGACCACCAAAUCACUUCAAACACUGUCUCCGCAAUGAAAUUGCCUUCACCAUGUUUGGAAACCCUCUCACUAGAGCCUCGUCCUCAUCGCACAACCGCAGCAUCCCGGCCACCUGAGCCAGGAUGGUUCGCCGCUGUUUAGGGGAAAGAGAGUGAGCGGUUCGAACGCGGAUAUGGAGCGACUGAGGGCUGCCAAUACGGUGGGAGAUGCGAAUCAUGACCGAGGAAUCAUCAUCGUCGUCGUCAUCAAAGAUUGAGAGGCCCAAAGGGCGGGAGAAGGUCUUGGAGAGAGAGUCCCAGCGGUUGGAUGACAUCAUGAACAGGCCGUGGCUGUACACCAUCUUCUCCAGGUCGAAUUCCGCCGCCAACGACAGCUAUAACAACCCGUUCACUUUCUUAUCCACACCUGCUUUGCAUUCAGCCUCCAAAACUGCAACUUCCUGAAGUUAAAAGUUAUUGCUUUAAAAUCUCUCAAGGAUGCUUGGCACAACACUCCACCCGGUUGGGGACAGAUAGAUCCAUGUGGAGAGAAUUGGGAAGGCAUAACUUGCACCAAAUCACGUGUGACUUUCAUAACAUUAUCAAGCAUGGGAUUGGAGGGUCAGCUAACGGGGGAUAUUUCAACAUUGUCAGAAUUACAGACAUUGGACCUUUCUUACAACAAGGGCCUCACUGGCUCUCUCCCUUCAUCAAUUGGGGAUUUGAAGAAGUUAACAAACUUAAUCCUAGUUGGUUGCAGCUUUUCUGGUCAUAUUCCUGAGUCAAUCGGAUCUCUGCAGCAGCUGGUCUUUUUAUCUCUUAAUUCUAAUAGAUUCAGCGGAACAAUUCCACCUACCAUUGGAAAUUUGACGAAUCUUUAUUGGCUGGACCUCGCUGACAACCAGCUCGAAGGACCUAUCCCCUUCUCCAAAGGGACUACUCCUGGUCUUGAUAUGCUCGUCCAUGCAAAACACUUUCAUUUUGGAAAGAAUAAGCUCUCCGGUCCAAUCCCGCCUCAGCUUUUCAGUUCAAAUAUGGCUCUGAUACAUGUGCUUUUUGACAGCAACCAACUCACUGGAAGCAUUCCUUCGACCCUUGUGCUUGUGCAGACUUUGGAGGUUUUACGUUUUGACAGGAAUUCUUUAAGUGGUUCUGUCCCUUCAAACUUCAAUAAUCUGACAAGUUUGCAUGAGCUGUUUUUGUCUAACAAUAAAUUGAGUGGCCCUAUGCCAAACCUUACUGGCUUGAACUAUCUCAACUCCUUAGAUUUGAGCAAUAAUAGUUUUGAUACCUCAGAUGUGCCAUCGUGGCUUUCAACCAUAGAGUCCUUGACAACAUUAAUGAUGGAAGAUUGUAGAAUUCAAGGAGAAGUUCCUGGCAGCCUUUUCAGCCUCCCCAAUCUCCAGACUGUGGUGUUGAGGCGCAAUCUCCUCAAUGGAACUCUAGAUAUUGGAACUGGCUUUAGUGAUCAACUGCAGCUCAUUGAUUUCCAGAACAAUUUCAUUUCUGCCUUCACACAAAGACCAGUACUCUACAAUUUUGAAUUGAUACUUGUUGGGAACCCAGUUUGUGAAGAAACUGGACAAACUGAGAAAUACUGCACGGCUUUUGAAGCUAAUUCAUCAUCAUAUAUGACACCACCAAACAACUGCAUCCCUGCCCCUUGCAGUGCAGACCAGGUUUCGAGCCCCAACUGUCAAUGUGCAUUUCCAUAUACAGGAACUCUAUUCUUUAGAGCUCCUUCGUUCUCCAACUUGGGAAACAAAACAUACUAUGUUACUCUACGGCAGUCUCUCAUAGAUUCUAUUCAGUUGCAUCAACUUGCUGUGGAUUCAGUUUCUCUAGGUAAUCCAAGAAAGAAUCAAUUUGAUUACCUUGAAUUGACUCUGGAACUCUUCCCAUCCGGCCAAGAUAGUUUCAAUCGAACUGUUGUUUUUGAGAUUGGUUUCAUACUUAGCAACCAGACUUUCAAGCCCCCAGCAUUGUUUGGACCUUUCUACUUUAUAGCUGAUACCUACAAGCAUUUUUCAGGGGAAUCUUUGGGAUCACAAAAGUCAACAAGCAUCGGCAUCGGCAUUGUCAUUGGAGCUGUUGUUGGCGGUGUUGUUCUCCUGCUUCUGUUUCUCCUUUUUACAGGGAUUUAUGCUCAUUGUCGGAAGAAGAGAGCGGAAAGUGCGACAGAACAGAACCCUUUCGCAAAUUGGGAGUUGAGUAAGAGCAGUGGCAGCAUUCCUCAAUUGAAAGGAGCACGAUUCUUCUCUUUUAUAGAGGUCAAGAAAUACGCCAAUAACUUUUUAGAAGCCAAUGAGAUUGGAACUGGUGGAUAUGGAAAGGUUUACAGAGGAACUCUUCCUGACGGGCAACUGAUUGCUAUAAAACGAGCUGAACGAGGAUCUACGCAGGGUGGGCUUGAAUUUAAAACUGAGAUUGAACUUCUUUCAAGAGUCCAUCAUAAAAAUGUCGUCAACCUUAUUGGAUUCUGCUUUGAACGAGGUGAACAAAUGCUGAUAUAUGAAUAUAUUACAAAUGGUAACCUGAGGGAUUGUCUAUCAGUAGGGAAAACAGGAAUCAAUCUGGAUUGGAUGAGAAGACUUAAACUAGCCCUUGGUGCAGCUAGAGGUCUGGCUUAUCUGCAUGAGCUUGCAUGCCCUUCCAUUAUCCAUAGGGACAUCAAAUCAACCAACAUUUUACUGGAUGAACAUUUGAAUGCAAAAGUUGCUGACUUUGGUCUCUCCAAGCUUGCAAGUGAUGGCGAGAAGGCUCAUGUUAGUACUCAAGUUAAAGGGACAAUGGGUUAUUUGGAUCCAGAAUACUAUAUGACACAACAAUUGACAGAGAAAAGUGACGUUUAUAGCUUUGGUGUGCUGAUGUUGGAGCUAAUAACAGCAAGGCGGCCGUUAGAACAAGGGAAAUAUAUUGUUAGAGUGGUAAGGGUAGCAAUGGACAGAACGAAAGAAUUAUACAACCUACAUGAAAUUCUUGAUCAAACACUGGAGUUGGGUCCUAAACUUAAAGGUCUAGAAAAGUUCGUGGAUUUGGCAAUGAACUGUGUACAAGAGUUAGGUGUUGAUAGGCCUACAAUGGGGGAGGUUGUGAAAGUGAUUGAGAACAUAAUGCACCUGGCUGGUCUGAACCCAAAUGUUGAAUCAACUUCAACUUCUGAUCAAACAAGUAAAGGAAUUUCCUUUGGUUCUUAUGAUUUGUGAAAAGGACAUGGAACUUGUAAGUGAUGAGGAUUACUUUCUUGUGAAUAUAUGCCAUGAAGUUUGAAGCUGUGUGUGUGUGUGUUUUUUUUUUUGGUAAGGUUGAAAUGUAAUUAUUAACAAUAUAAACAAUAUAAAGGAUGUUAAAGUAAAAGAUGUGAGUUUAUUGUAUCUUAUUUCUUGUAAUAAGAAAGUCAUUUACUUCCAA
Messenger RNA from Tripterygium wilfordii, 3776 nucleotides. Its product is annotated as probable leucine-rich repeat receptor-like protein kinase At5g49770. Gene Ontology annotation, molecular function: ATP binding; protein kinase activity; protein binding. The coding region runs from base 974 to 3571 and encodes 865 amino acids. Lineage: Eukaryota; Viridiplantae; Streptophyta; Magnoliopsida; Celastrales; Celastraceae. The record is from RefSeq and is a predicted model, not a curated record. The transcript is spliced from 19 exons. Gene Ontology annotation, biological process: protein phosphorylation.